Messenger RNA from Acanthamoeba castellanii str. Neff, 540 nucleotides. RefSeq lists its product as uncharacterized. Lineage: Eukaryota; Discosea; Longamoebia; Acanthamoebidae. Gene Ontology annotation, cellular component: endoplasmic reticulum membrane. The transcript has a single exon. Bases 1 to 540 code for a protein of 179 amino acids. The record is from RefSeq and is a predicted model, not a curated record. Gene Ontology annotation, biological process: endoplasmic reticulum organization.
AUGGCAGCGCGUGAUGGCAGUGAUGGAUCGGAUGGCAAGUACCGCAUGAUUAUCGCCAAUCACUACAAGCAGAUGGCCGACUCCCGAGAAUCCUUCCUCUCCAUCUUUCGCCUCCAGCUCGCCCACGCCCUCCUGACCGUGCUACUCUUGGCAGCCCAGCAGGGGGCGGCCUACGCGGCUGGCGUGGCAGGCCCAAGCGCGGCCGAGUGCGCCGCGUGGCUCGUGCUGCCUCUGGCCCACGUAGGUCUCGCCCUCUACGGCCGCCAGGCGCUCAAGAGCAACGCACCGCCUGCCAUCGGCUCCUACGUCGUUCUGGUGCUGGGCCUGGCGUCGGCCAUGAUCGUCGCUGCGGGCUUCGUGGUGCUGUUCAACCCUUCGCAGGCCCACACCCUGGCCCAAGGCGCAGGCUUGGUGCCGCUCGUGCUUCACUACUACGCGCCGCUGGGCCUUCUUCUUCUCGGAGCCGGCGCCGCCCUCGCCUCUGCCCUUCACUGCCGCCGCUUUGUGGUCGCGCUGAGCUCGACCCGCAAGAGGAAGUGA